GAUGGGGCGGGGCACCUCUGGUCCCGCCCUCCGGCUGGGCUCCGCCUUCGCAGGUUGAUGGCAGCAGCAGCUGGGACUGCAGUGGCGCCCGGCCCCGGAGAGCCGCACGCAGCGGCUGGAGCGCGCAGCCCCACACCCGGGCCCAGACGCCGCGGACACCCGGAGCGGCAGUUCCUUCCGGCCCGGCCGCCUACCUCGGAGCCAGCGCGCCCCCAGCUCCCUCCGCAGAGGAGUCGCUGCCUGAGUGCCCUUCGGCCCGCCCAGGACCAGUUCACAGGACUAAGGACCGAAGGCGUUUCUGGGCACUGAGAUCCUCCAUCUCUGCCCCCAGCCAUGAGCCGGCGCGUGGUGCGGCAGAGCAAGUUUCGCCAUGUGUUUGGGCAGGCGGCAAAGGCUGACCAGGCCUACGAGGACAUCCGUGUGUCCAAGGUCACAUGGGACAGCUCCUUCUGCGCCGUCAACCCCAAAUUCCUGGCCAUUAUUGUGGAGGCGGGAGGCGGAGGUGCCUUCAUCGUCCUGCCUCUGGCCAAGACAGGACGAGUGGAUAAGAACUACCCACUGGUCACUGGGCACACUGCCCCUGUGCUGGACAUCGACUGGUGCCCACACAAUGACAACGUCAUCGCCAGUGCCUCAGAUGACACCACCAUCAUGGUGUGGCAGAUUCCAGACUAUACCCCUAUGCGCAACAUUACCGAGCCCAUCAUCACACUAGAAGGCCACUCCAAGCGCGUGGGCAUCCUCUCCUGGCACCCCACUGCCCGGAAUGUCCUGCUCAGUGCAGGUGGUGACAAUGUGAUCAUCAUCUGGAACGUGGGCACCGGGGAGGUGCUCCUGAGCCUGGACGACAUGCACCCGGACAUCAUCCACAGCGUGUGCUGGAACAGCAACGGCAGCCUGCUGGCCACCACCUGCAAGGAUAAGACCCUGCGCAUUGUCGACCCCCGCAAGGGCCAGGUGGUGGCGGAGAGGUUUGCGGCCCACGAGGGGAUGAGGCCCAUGCGGGCCAUCUUCACGCGCCAGGGUCAUAUCUUCACCACGGGCUUCACCCGCAUGAGCCAGCGAGAGCUGGGCCUGUGGGACCCGAACAACUUCGUGGAGCCAGUGGCGCUGCAGGAGAUGGACACGAGCAACGGGGUCCUCCUGCCCUUCUACGACGCCGACUCCAGCAUCGUCUACCUGUGUGGCAAGGGCGACAGCAGCAUUCGGUACUUUGAGAUCACCGACGAGCCACCCUUCGUGCACUACCUGAACACGUUCAGCAGCAAGGAGCCGCAGCGGGGCAUGGGGUUCAUGCCCAAGCGGGGGCUGGACGUCAGCAAAUGCGAGAUCGCCCGGUUCUACAAGCUGCACGAAAGGAAGUGUGAACCCAUCAUCAUGACUGUGCCCCGCAAGUCAGACUUGUUCCAGGACGACCUGUACCCAGACACGCCGGGACCCGAGCCCCUAGAAGCGGACGAGUGGCUGUCGGGCCAGGACGCCGAGCCCGUGCUCAUCUCGCUGAGGGAUGGGUACGUCCCCCCCAAGCACCGCGAGCUCCGAGUCACCAAGCGCAACAUCCUGGACGCGCGCCCGCCCUCCGGCCCCCGCCGCAGCCAGUCAGCCAGCGACGCCCCCUUAUCGCAGAACACGCUGGAGACGCUGCUGGAGCAGAUCAAGGCCCUGCGCGAGCAGGUGCAGGCCCAGGAGCAGCGCAUCACGGCGCUGGAGAACAUGCUGUGCGAGCUGGUGGACGGCACGGACUAGCCUAGCGCAGCGCUCCCGACGGCUCCGAACCUGGAGGGUGAGGCCGGCCGGGCGGGCGCAAGGGCUCGGCCUGCCCAGGCUUCGGGUCUGCAAGCCGGGACCCCGCCUCUGGGCUGGGUACGGGACUGGGAAUGGAACGCCUUCCCCCGCGGGAAGCCUGGACAAUGGAGCCUCAGGGAGACGAGCGUCCGUCGGGCACCGCACCCCUCGGGCACCCACGCCGCGCGCUUCACCCGGGACCCGGCAGGAGCUGGCCUCGGGAGGCCGGGGGACGGGGCCUCCGCCACGGUGCUGCGCGGCCAGACGGCGUCCGCUCUGUCCCGCGCUCAGGGCGGAGGAAGUGCCUAGUUGUUAGCGAGAUGCUUGGGGAGACGGGGAGCUUGGGCUUGACCUCCAAGGGGUGGCGAACCGACGGGUGUCCCUGGACUGGCUGGGAAGUUACAGGCCACGCCCUCUGAUCAGGUCACACGACUCCACCCACGAGAGGUAAAGCGGCCGAGGCCGCCCCAGUUCUACAGACGCGAACCACACGUUGUCUGUGGAGCUGGACCCGCUGGCUGCGCCCAGCAGAGGGCGCUCUCCCUUCCUGCCCACGGGGCAGGGCGGCUUCCUCGAGGGGGAGGGCGAGCAGCACUCGCCCGAGGAAGCAGGUUCACCCCCAGCCCUCUGCGCCCCCCUCACACACACUGCCCCCAGCCCUCUGCGUGGCCCCGGCUCUAGGAGGAAAACAAGUCAUGCGGAAUGAAAUCUUUUACUAAGUGUUCA
Messenger RNA from Myotis lucifugus (little brown bat), 2511 nucleotides. RefSeq names its product coronin 6 (gene CORO6). The record is from RefSeq and is a predicted model, not a curated record. NCBI's taxonomy places the organism in Eukaryota, Metazoa, Chordata, Mammalia, Chiroptera, Vespertilionidae. Gene Ontology annotation, biological process: cell migration; actin filament organization. Gene Ontology annotation, molecular function: actin filament binding.